AUGGCUGCUGUAGCUCAAUCCAACGCUGUAAGCUAUGAGACUUUCGAGAAGCUCGUGGCCUCUCAGAAUGGCGGCCAACUUCCUUCAGACCUCGAGAGCUUUUAUAAAUAUAUACUUGCCCAGCCUGAUGGUCCGUCGGACUUAGCUUCCUUAGCUGCCACCACCGCAACCAAGGCAGACAUCACCAGCAAUACUGCUGAUGCUGCCGCUCCUGAGGUAAAGGCAGCGGGUUUCAGAAACGAGACCUCAGCGAACGGUAGUGUCAUCAACCUCUGGGUUUACCAACGUGUCUAUAUCAACGCCCUUGGUAAAACGUGUACCAUUAACAUGGGCGGUGUCACACCGGGCUUUCCUGGUGGAGCAACAUUUGGCACGCUGUUAUAUGACGAUGAAAGUGAUCUCAGUGGUGAUUGUGAUGUUGUUUUCACUGGUUUUAUUUCCUACUUCGCCCUUUACUUCCGCAGGAACAAUAACCUUUUCGCCACCUACCAGUCAGGCAAUGUCGGGUGGGCGACUGGUGUUGCAGGUGGUUCAGGCAAUUGGGCUUAA
Fusarium verticillioides 7600 is the source of this 549-nucleotide messenger RNA. RefSeq lists its product as hypothetical. Lineage: Eukaryota; Fungi; Ascomycota; Sordariomycetes; Hypocreales; Nectriaceae. The record is from RefSeq and is a predicted model, not a curated record. The coding region runs from base 1 to 549 and encodes 182 amino acids. The transcript is spliced from 3 exons.